This is a messenger RNA of Chilo suppressalis (striped riceborer), 3844 nucleotides long. The record is from the annotation of a GenBank genome assembly. Lineage: Eukaryota; Metazoa; Arthropoda; Insecta; Lepidoptera; Crambidae.
GCGGAGUGGUUUUCGAGUUUUGGAGUUUUCGUUUGGUUCGAUUGUGUGAUUAAAAAGUCCGCGUGGAAAUUGCCGAUUCUGUAUUUAUUUAUUUAUUUUAAUACAUAAAGGUGUUCAAUCGUAACAAUGGAAUUCCUCGAAUAUAAUGAUGUUACGGCUGAAAUCAAAGGAACAAUGGUUCCAGGCAGAUUGAAGAUGACGGACCAAAAUAUUGUUUUUAAGAAUAGUAAAACCGGCAAAGUAGAACAGAUUUCUGCAAACGAUAUUGAGCUUGUUAACUUUCAGAAAUUCAUUGGUUCUUGGGGCCUUAGAAUUUUUAUGAAGAAUGGCACUUUACACAGAUACGGUGGAUUCAAGGAAGGGGAACAAGAAAAAGUUGCAAAAUUCUUCAAAAGCAACUACCACAAAGAUAUGCUAGAAAAGGAAUUGUCUCUCAAAGGUUGGAACUGGGGUACUGCAAAGUUUAAUGGUGCUGUACUUAGCUUCAAUGUUGGGUCAAACACAGCCUUUGAAAUACCAUUACACUAUGUAUCACAAUGUAACACAGGCAAAAAUGAAGUAACUCUUGAGUUUCACCAGAAUGAUGACACACCAGUGUCGCUGAUGGAGAUGAGAUUCCACAUCCCAACUAGUGAAUUGGCUGGAGAUAUGGAUGCUGUGGAGGCGUUCCACCAGCAAGUUAUGAACAAAGCCAGUGUUAUAUCCGUCUCUGGAGAUGCCAUUGCAAUCUUUAGAGAACUCCAGUGUCUCACACCUCGUGGUCGCUAUGACAUCAAGGUGUUUCAAACAUUCUUCCAACUUCAUGGUAAAACAUUUGAUUAUAAAAUCCCCAUGUCAACAGUACUGAGGCUGUUUUUGUUACCACAUAAAGACACCAGACAAAUGUUCUUCGUGGUGUCACUGGACCCUCCCAUCAAGCAAGGUCAAACAAGAUACCAUUAUUUAGUAUUACUGUUUGGAAUCGAAGAGGAAACAAGCCUAGAGUUGCCAUUUACAGAGGAGGAACUCAAAGAAAAGUAUGAGGGCAAAAUAACAAAGGAAUUAUCAGGACCUACUUAUGAAGUGCUUGCCAAGAUCAUGAAGGUUAUUAUCAACAGAAGGGUUACAGGACCUGGGGAUUUCUUAGGGCAUCACAAAACGCCAGCGAUCGCUUGCUCGUACAAGGCGGCCGCUGGCUACCUGUACCCGUUGGAGAAGGGGUUCAUAUACGUACACAAACCGCCUGUACACAUCCGCUUUGAAGAAAUCGCUUCUGUCAACUUUGCAAGAGGUGGCGCCUCAUCUACCAAAUCGUUUGAUUUCGAGAUAGAACUUAAGUCUGGUAGCAUACACACGUUCAGCAGCAUCGAGAAAGGCGAAUACGACAAGCUGUUCGAUUACAUCACUUCCAAAAAGCUACACGUCAAAAAUACUGGCAAGAAUGACAAAGCCCUAUACGACGAUGACUUCGGGGACUCUGAUACGGAGAAGGAACCGGACGCGUAUCUAGCUAGAGUUAAGGCCGAAGCCAAGGAGCGCGAAUCUGACGACAGCGACGGUUCUGACGAGAGUACCGACGAGGACUUCAACCCGGACAAGGCCAAGGAGAGCGACGUCGCUGAGGAGUAUGACACAAAUCCGUCAUCAUCGGAAGACUCUGAUGCCUCUGGCGCGUCAAACGACAGCAAAAAGGAGAAGAAGAAAGAGAAAAAGCCAAAGAAGACUAUAACUAUCGCUGAAGCGCCACGCAAACGCAAAGAGAAGACUAAAAAACGUGAAAAGGACGCGAACGCCCCCAAACGGCCGGCGACCGCAUUCAUGUUAUGGUUGAACGAAAACCGCAAGAAAAUAGUUGACGAGAACCCUGGCAUCAAGGUCACUGAAAUCGCCAAAAAGGCUGGCGAAUUAUGGCGCGAUAUGAACGACAAGAAAGAAUGGGAGGAGAAGGCGAGCAAAGCGAAGGAGGAAUACGCGGAGGCCAUGAAGAAGUACAAAGAUAGCGGCGCCGCCGACGAGUUCAAGCAGAAGAAGAAGCAGGCCGACAAGGAACGGAAGGCUGCCGAGAAGAAGCCCAAAGCGCCAGUCAGUAAGAAGAGUAAGGCUUCGACCGCAGCAGCUGGCGCGGGCGCGGGUUCCGGCAAGUUUACCAGCAAGGAAUACGUGGAGGACGACGACUCUUCCACUGACGACGAUAAACCUAAAACAGAGAGCAAAGAAAAAGACACUAAGAAGUCAAAAGCGAAGAGUUCCUCAUCAGAAGCGGCUUCAUCGGGCGGGUCCGGCGACGAAAGCGGUAGCGCGAGCGAUUAAACCGAACGAGCAAUACAUAAUUUUAUGGGUCUAUAUUAUACAUAAGCAACCCGCCUGGUCUAAUCUCAUUCCCCGAAUACUUUGUACAGUCGAUUUGUUUUAGGCGAUUCUUGCUGUUGAGUUCUAAUACUUUAGCACAAAAAAACGAGCGAACCUUACAGAAGUCGCGUAUGAUGUGUAACAUUUGAAACCUCACCUUAUAUUAGUAAAAAAAGAAAUAAAACCUACUACAAAAGGAAUAAACCAUUUGAUUUUACUCCACCGCCUAGCUCUGAAACUCUUAUCUCUAGAUACACACACAUCAAAAAGGUUUAAGCAACACGCAUCAUUUACAGAAACUGAACCAUGUUUUGUUAAUUGUCGAUAUUAUUAUUUUUUUCUUAGCAAAUAGAUUGUUCUAAAUUUUAUUGUUCUUAGAUAAUUGGCUACUUUUAAAAAUAUAAAGUUUUCGAUUGUGUUUAUAAUAGAAUAGUUUAAAUUUAUUACAAAAGUAAAAAUCGAUCAGUAGUUUAAAAUCGUAGAUGUUGCUUAAACUUUUUUGAUCGGUAUACUUUGAAUGUGCUUAUUCUGGCCCUGCCGUUAGCAUUUUAAAUUUCUAUUUAUUAUUUGAAAUAUAUCUUCAAACCACAACCACAUCGUCAUUUGAAAGAUGUUUAUAGCAGUCGGUUUUAGUUUUGAUUUUGUUAAAUAUCUUUGGAGUGCCAAAUGAAUAGCGAUAUAGGUUGCUUAAAAUUGAACAUUAAGGGGGCUGGUCUUCUUUCAUUAUUUAAUUCAUCAUAAUAACAAAAUUCUCUGUUGGUCCUGUUAUAUUAUUAUUCAAAGUUUUUCAAUUUUAUGAACGUGGUUUUUAAAAAGUGGCUGGAUUACUUUUCCUCAAAAUGCACAUUGUAUAGCCUUAUCUCCUAUUGUAUUUUGUACAACCUAGUAACAGCAAGGCCGUGAAGUUAACAAUAGUAUUAAAUAGCGUUUUUAUAGCUUGCAAUAAUCCAGUUGUGUCUACUGUCGUUGUCGUUUCAAUGAGCUGUUUAUAUAAUUACAUGAUUGUUAUUCAAAAUACUUACUUUUCUAUAAUUUAUGAAACAUUUUUUUUAUGUAAGUAACAAGAAUUUAUGUAAACCCGACUGACUGUGCAUCUAGUAAAAUCGUGAAGUUAUUGUACAAUUUUAAUUAUUCAUUUUGUAAAUAAAAUACUGAUUUCAAUAGUAAGAAGCUUACAAUAAUUUGAUAAGCGAUUGUAAGAGAAUCCACAAACAUAAGAGGCAUUCCUGAAUAUUUUUCUAAGAAUCUAUUAUUUUUGGCCCUAUGAUUGUGUGUUUUAUUGUAGUUUUCAUUGUAAUUUCAUUUUUGUACUGCAUCUGUGUUAUUAUUCCUAAGCCCUUUGUAAGAUCUCUUUCGGAGAUGGAUAAUGUUAAUUUGUGAAAACCUAGCAAGGUAUUGUUAUAAUUAUAAUUAGUUACUUAUAGUGAAUUAUCGAUUUUCAUUUCUUACCUAAACGAUUAAUCGACGGAAAAUCAUUAGUGCUCACUGCAGCUAUAACAUGCGAAUAAAGAUAGUC